Messenger RNA from Neodiprion fabricii, 3861 nucleotides. RefSeq names its product zinc finger protein rotund-like. The record is from RefSeq and is a predicted model, not a curated record. Bases 16 to 2022 code for a protein of 668 amino acids. Lineage: Eukaryota; Metazoa; Arthropoda; Insecta; Hymenoptera; Diprionidae. The transcript is spliced from 6 exons.
CACGACAAAUUCAUCAUGUCUACGGUCAGUGUUGUAUCAAAUUCGUCGGUGGACGUUGAUUCCGAUUCGUCGAGCGAAAUGAUGCCGGUGAUGACGGACAGCGGUGACAGAGAUCAGAAAUUUAUACUACCGAACGAACUGUACAAGAGCCUGCUCGCCAGUGCGGUGCUGGGAAAGACGGUUCUCAACAGAAAUCUCAAUCUUAAAGAUAACCUGGCCAAUCUGAAGGACAAUCUAAACGCUCUCGGUGCUCUCAAGGAGUUGAAAGAUUUGAAAGGAUUAACGGUCAGCAGUGUUCCGGCAUUUCCGAGAAACUUGGCGCUGCACAGAGAAGAUCAUGACGAGAAAGCUUCCUUCGCAUGGUCGGAAGGGGGUGAGGAGGGUGGAGGGGGUGGCGGGGGUGGCGGCGGAACCGGAACCACCGGGGGUCCAGGAGCUGGGGCCGGCACUGGUGGCGGGGGUCUGGCCCAUUGGGUCAGUGUCAUGGCGGAGCACAUCCACAACCCUCAUGGCACGACCGGCGUCGGAGGUGUUCAUCAUCAGCAGCAAUCGCCACCCCAACCGCCGUAUCCCUGGAACAACGGGAUUCCAGCGGACCAAUGCAAUCCUCACGAGAAAGACGGAGAUUAUUGGGGCGGCGGACGCACCGCGAAACAAGGCUACGAGCACUUUUUGUUACAGGCCAAGAUGAACGCCGAUCACAAUCAGCUGCAGAAAGCAGAUGAUCAGUAUCGAGGAGCGGGCGGAAGCAGCAGCGGAAGUCCGCCUGCGAGUCUGCUGGUUGUGCCGCAGCCUCUGACCGUCAAACCGUCUCAUCCGUCUCAUUUGAAUCCGCACCUCGGAGGUCCGCAUUCGCAUCCCCCGCGAAAAUAUCAGUGCAAAAUGUGCCCGCAGAUAUUCGGGAGCAAAGCGGACCUGCAACUUCACACGCAGAUACACAUGCGAGAGGCAAAACCGUACAAAUGCACGCAGUGUUCUAAGGCGUUCGCGAACUCGUCGUAUCUGUCGCAGCACACGAGGAUUCACCUCGGCAUAAAACCGUACCGAUGUGAGAUAUGCCAACGAAAAUUCACCCAGCUGAGCCACCUUCAGCAGCAUAUCAGGACGCAUACCGGUGACAAACCGUACAAAUGCAGGCACCCUGGAUGCACGAAGGCGUUUAGCCAACUGAGCAACCUCCAGAGCCACUCGAGGUGUCACCAGACCGAUAAACCGUACAAGUGCAACUCGUGCUACAAGUGCUUCUCCGACGAGCCAAGCCUCCUCGAGCACAUACCGAAGCACAAGGAGUCGAAGCACCUCAAGACGCACAUAUGCCAGUACUGCGGCAAGAGCUACACCCAGGAAACUUACCUGGCGAAGCACAUGCAGAAGCACGCGGAAAGGACGGACAAACGUCCGCCGAUAAUCGGCAGCGGCCUCAGGCCCUCGAUACACGCGAUGUCCCACCACCAGGACCACUACUGGCCGAAGGUCAGUCCGGACUCGAUGAUAUCCGACCUGCACGAGCGGCUGCCCCAUCACCACACGGAAUAUCACCAGAACCAGAAUCCGGACAUGAUCCUGCCCCACGGACACAGGGAGUCGAUCGAGAACGACUCGCGGCAGCAGACUCCGCAGCCCGGAAACCACCCGAACAGCUCGUCGGCGUUCACCCCGAUAUCGUCAAUAUCCAUAAACUCCAUAUCGUCGAUGCAGCACCCCCUGAACCCCCUGAACCACCUCCACUACCCCGGGAGCCAUCAUCCCGCGUCCAGGCCCUACCUCUACGAGGCGUUCAACCCCCAGAAGUCCUCGCCCACAUCGUCGGCCGGCGUGACUUCCGGCACGACGAGUAAUCAGAACGCGACUUCCUUCCCGAAUCAGCUGAUCAGCUUGCACCAGAUAAGGAACUACGCUCACCAACCGAAUCUUGGCAACCUGAGUAACCUUGGCAAUCUUAGCAAUCUUAGCAACCUGAGCAAUCUUAGCGCAACUAUGGAAAAUCACAACCUUCUCGGUGGGCUCAAGGAGAAACAGUAACUCACGGAUUCGGCUUAGCUCAAACGACGGCGAAACCGUCUUACGAUGUAAUAACGUGCAGGACGUAGGUAUGAUUGUCAUUUAUUUUUCACCCUCUUCGUCGAGGGUGACGAGCAGUUGUGCAAGCCGUAGUACGUCUUGGACAUUCCAGAACGAUCGUCGUGGAUAUUUUUAAUUGCCUUUGCUUUUUUUUUUUUGUUUUUUUUUUUACCACACCCUUUUUUAUCGAACCCACGAUCGUUCAUUCACACUGAUACACUUCACCGAUUUAGCAAGAAUAAUGUAAAUGCGUUUUUUUUUUUUUUACGUUAAAUUUUUGUAAACUUUGUUGCUAUUUUUUUUUAUUUAUUUUUAUUUUUUUUCUCCAACCUUUUCGGUAAAUCUACUUCGUUUCAUUCUCACGCGUAUACAUAAUAUAGAGAUCUCCGUAGAAUUAUGAAAACAAGGACGAGCAACAGUACUUACCAUACCAAGAAAGUAUAUAUAUAAGGAGGGCAGGUAUCUUCCGGUGUUGAUAAUGGAAGAAGUAUAAAUAGGUAUCUAAAUACUAUAGAUAGUUGAAGGCGAGGGACACGAGUAACGAGAGUGGAAUUGAUUGUGUUGAAAAGAAGGUCGAGGAGGGAGGAAGGGAGGGAAAUUCGUUGAAAUUACGAAAAUAAGUGUCUCAUCGCGUUGGCUCGGUUCUACCUGGCACCUGUACCGAAACUGCUUUGCCAAAUUUGAAUUUUGGUAUACACGUUGAAAAAAACGAUAUCUAGAAGGGCGCAAUAAAUUCAAUUCGUGUGCGAGCGAACGUGCGUUUGAAAACAUCUGCGAGGAAAAGGAUGAAGAAGACGUAUAGCGUAGAUUAGAGUUUGACUGCAUGCGGGAAGGAAGUAAAAUAAUUUGGAUAAGGAUAAAAGAAAGGAAGGGAGAAAAGUAAAACUAUGGUGUUGAACACAAAGUGGUAUGCGAAACCUCUUGUAAAUAGCUAUUAUAUAAAUAUAUAAAUAAAUAUUAUAUAUUAUUAAUUAAUUAUUAUAUUAAUAGGUGUGUAAGGUAUAUGAUAUAGACGUAUAAUACAAUUAUAAGUACCUACCAUUAAAGGCAAAGAAUAAGAAACCGUGUCCAUUAUUACGAAUUCUGAAAGACUUUAGGAUGAAUACAUUGCAACGUCGAAAGAUCCGGCAGUCAACUAUUGGCGAUUGAAUUUAUCAUUUUUUUAUUUUUCGAACUCUAGGUAUACCAUUACCUAAUCAAUUAUUUCAUCAAUUGAAUAAUUAUUGUUAUUGACUCAACGGUUUUAGUUUCCUUUAUUUCGUAUCUGUAUUUAUCAAACUAGGUUUUGUUUAUUUUCUUCCCUCGUUUGAAUAAUUUGAACAGGUGCGUAUAUGGUGUGUAUCUAUAAUUUCUCGUCAAAGUUGGCCGCAGGGAUGAGUAAACGGCAAACAGUACACAAAACUUGGACAAAACCAAGCAAAUGAAGAAGAAAAACCAACACACGAACACGCAAACACACGUACACAAUGUAGAUCUUAAGCGAAGAAGACAAAAGAAACGAAAAAACACUGUAGAUAAUUUCUUGUUAUGGUGCAUAUAAAAUACGGUGGGUUUUGUUAUAUAUACAUAAUUAUACGACGAGGAAUCUGAAUUAUAUUUUAUAAAAAUUAAUUCAGUCUCCUCUUCCUCCAUUGUAUGUCCAUCGUUGCGCCUCACCUGUGCUCAAGUUGUUUAUUAUUAGUUUGUUAUUAAGAAAGUAUAAUAUUAUCUAUACCUAUAUUAUUACGAAAUAUUAUAUGUAUAAUCACUUUUUGGGUUAUUUUUUUCCUAAUUAUUUCCGAAGAAUAAAAAAAAAACACG